AUGCGACCUUCACCAACUCAACUGACGGUUUCGUCAAGUCAAAAGCAAGAACGACAUGAAAUCCUAGCCAAGGAAAACGUUCUCGUUGGGCUGAUGUUUGGCUCGAAGGCUCUGGCUCAACUGAUUGCGAAUCCGUGGAUAGGUCCUCUCACGAAUAAGAUCGGGUACACUUUACCGAUGUUUGCGGGAUUCGUUAUAAUGUUCUUAUCUACAGUCCUAUUCGCAUUUGGAUCUUCUUAUGGUACACUGUGGUUCGCCAGAGUUAUGCAGGGAAUUGGUUCUGCAUGUACAAGUACAUCUGGUAUGGGAAUGCUUGCUCAGGCAUAUCCCGACGAUAUGGAAAGAGGCAGUGCCAUGGGCAUCGCACUAGGUGGUAUCGCUUUAGGGGUUUUGGUUGGACCACCUUAUGGCGGUCUGCUCUACAAAUGGGCAGGAAAAGCGCUUCCAUUCAUCAUACUUGCACUGUUAGCGCUAUUUGAUGGAACAUUACAAUUUUUCAUCCUUCAGCCAAAGGUUGAUCGAGGUGAGCCAGAAGGUUCGACCAUUAGACAGCUCAUAAAGGAUCCUUAUAUAAUUGUUGCUGCAGGUUUGUCAAUUUUCUACCAAUUGGUUGAUUGUCAACUAUUGAGAGGUUUUUUGUGGGCCAUAUACUGCGACGUAGAACUCUGCAAGAUACAUCAGUUUCCGUGGCUGAUCGAUGCUAGUUAUCCUUCUGAGCGUUUCCGGAGUGCGCUGGUAAUUGUGCCGACAGAUACCUGCCAUUAG
Messenger RNA from Cooperia oncophora, 765 nucleotides. The record is from the annotation of a GenBank genome assembly. Lineage: Eukaryota; Metazoa; Nematoda; Chromadorea; Rhabditida; Trichostrongylidae.